Saccoglossus kowalevskii is the source of this 474-nucleotide messenger RNA. RefSeq names its product galanin receptor type 1-like. Gene Ontology annotation, biological process: G protein-coupled receptor signaling pathway. The record is from RefSeq and is a predicted model, not a curated record. NCBI's taxonomy places the organism in Eukaryota, Metazoa, Hemichordata, Enteropneusta, Harrimaniidae. Gene Ontology annotation, cellular component: membrane. Gene Ontology annotation, molecular function: G protein-coupled receptor activity.
AUGUCGUACGUGAACAUUUCAUCUGACAACACAACUGAUAAUUCAGGUAACGAAUCCAUCGACGAUAUCCUGUUUGAUGUAGCUGUUGGAUUUGUCGGUAUACUUGGCAUAUUGGGAAACGCAGUUGUAUGUGUCGUAUUUUUGAAGGUGAAAUCGCUAAGAACUAUGACAAAUAUGUUUAUAUUGAACCAAUCGUUGAUUGACCUGAGCAGCUCGCUUAUUUUUAUCCUGAGCUACCUUGGACCAACGAUGGACCCGCUUCCGAACAAUAUUACAGGAACAAUCUUUUGCAAGUUCUGGGUUUCAUUGUAUCCUCUGUGGUCGCUGUUCGAUUCAUCAUCGUUGAACCUCGUCGCUAUUACAAUCGAAAGGUAUUUCGCUAUUGUACAUCCGGUGAUGCAUUUGAAUAAGUUCACCAUGAGUGGGGUGCAUAAGACUAUGAGGCCUCAUUUGGGUGGCGGGUCUGAUAAAUGA